This is a messenger RNA of Diorhabda sublineata, 2735 nucleotides long. Its product is annotated as nucleolar MIF4G domain-containing protein 1 homolog. The record is from RefSeq and is a predicted model, not a curated record. Gene Ontology annotation, cellular component: nucleolus. The transcript has 11 exons. Gene Ontology annotation, molecular function: RNA binding; protein binding. Lineage: Eukaryota; Metazoa; Arthropoda; Insecta; Coleoptera; Chrysomelidae. Bases 90 to 2708 code for a protein of 872 amino acids. Gene Ontology annotation, biological process: ribosomal small subunit biogenesis.
AGAUAUAACAGCUGAUUUUUAAGGUUAGUAACAUGCUAUUUUUUAGUUUGAAAAUUUAAAUAGCUAAUAUUUAAUUUUAAUGAUUUAAAAUGGUUGCUAUAAAGAAAAAAUCUGAUCCUUUUAAAUCUACAAGAAAGCAACAACGUAAGGAGAAGCGAAAGGAAAAGAAAUCGCGUAGAAAUACAUUUUUUUCCAAAAAGAAACUUCAGAUAAAAGCGAAUGUAGAAAAUACCGAAAUUAAUAUCGAUACAAAGAAUAGAAGUAAACCGAAAGUUGAUAAAAAAGAUACAAAGAUUGAAAAUAGUAAUAGCAACAAUAAUAAGGAACUUUCGAUCGAACAAAUUCGUAAAAAAGAAAAGAAUCAACAAAAACAACUUGAAACGGAGAUGAAAAAGCAAAGAAAAAAACAGCUUUUAGAAGCUAAUAAAGAAGAAGAUAAGAUAAUAAUUCAAAUGGAAAAGCAAUUGGGUUUAAAAAAGAGGAAAUCAAAAAAUAUUCCCAAAGGUUUUACUGAAGACGGUUUAGACUAUUUACUAGAAGUAGUAGAUCCGGAGUAUCUUAAACAUGGUGUUACUACCGAACAAGGUUUUGAAGAUGCUGACAAUGAUUUUGAGGAAGACUUUGCACUAAUGACUAAUAAAAAAACAAUAAAACAAAAAUCUAUAAAGUCCAAAGAUAUAAGUGGUUUCCAUGAAACUGAAGAGGAAUCCGAAGAAGAAACAAUUGAUGAUCAAAAUGAGUGGGAAGAAAGCAGUUUGGAUGAAUCAACAAUUGAAGAAUCGGAUGAUAUUAUUGAAGAUAGUAUAAAUACAUCAAAAUUUAAAAGAAAAAUCAAAGAAAAUAAUGAAAUAGCAUCUAAAAAGAAGAAAUUGAUGAGUGAAAAUGAUACGAAUGAUUCAAACAGCGAAGAAUCAGAAGAUACUACAGAAUUUGACAAUAGUACAAACAAUUCGGAUAACGACGAUGUUUAUAUGGAAAGCGAGGUGGAAAAUGAAGAAAAAAAUGAUAGGGAGGUCAAUAUAACAGAAAAUAAAAAAGGGGCAGUCAAACAAUUCCUUGAUGGUACUUGGGAAGAUAUUUAUGGUAGAUUGAGAGCCAAAGAUGGGACUGUUAUCACAAAAAAAACAGAAAGUAAAUAUGUACCUCCAGCUUUAAGAGAAAAACAAAAUGGGGAAGGAGAUAAAAAACGAAUAGAAAAACUUAAUCGUCUUAGGAAACAGCUAAAAGGUUUACUAAAUAGGUUAGCGGAAAGUAAUAUGCACAAUAUAGCGUCCCAAAUCGAACAAUUAUACAUGAAAAACAGCAGAAACGACAUGAACGAUACGUUAACUAACCUAAUAAUGGAAUCUUUGGUAUCGGAAGUGAUAACACCUGAAAGAUUAUUGAUCGAACAUAUAGUUCUUGUUAUGGUACUACACGCCAACGUCGGUACCGAAGUGGGGGCCCAUUUCUUACAGCGCGUUAUCAAAAAAUUCGACGAAUCGUUUCGACGAGAUGACGAAGUCGAAAAUAAAACUUUGGAUAAUAUCAUUUGUAUAAUAUCUCAAUUAUAUAAUUUUAAAUUAUUCGAUUCGAAAUUGAUGUACGAAAUAUUGGGAAAAUUAUCGAGUGAAAUCAAGGAAAAGCGCGUCGAAUGUAUUUUGCACGUUUUGAGAAGCGUCGGAUUUAAUUUGAGAAAAGAUAAUCCGUUAGCUUUGAAAAGUCUCAUAAUCGAUCUACAAGCUAAGGCUUCUAUUGUUUCGAAGGAUGAAAAAGACAAUUUGAGGAUAAAAUUCAUGUUGGAUAUUUUAUUGGCUAUAAAAAACAACAACGUCAAUAAGAUACCGAAUUAUGACGUUUCUUAUCCGGAACAUUUGAAAAAAUCAUUAAAAGGAUUCAUACGUAAAGGAAAUUACGCCACGGAAUUGAAUAUGACUUUGGAGGAUCUGUUAAAAGCUGACGAAAGGGGUAAAUGGUGGGUGGUAGGUUCGGCUUGGACUGGAGGUGUAAAUACAGAUGAAGAAAAAUCCCAAAGUUCAAUUAAAACCGAAGGAUUUUCUUCGAAAUUAUUGGAAUUGGCCAAAAAGCAACGGAUGAAUACAGACAUUCGAAGAAAUGUUUUUUGUAUACUUAUGUCUGCGGAAGAUUAUAUGGACGCGUUCGAGAAACUUUUAAAACUCGGUCUAAAGAAUACACAGGAACGCGAAAUUAUCAACGUUUUAUUGCAUUGUUGCCUCCAGGAAAAACAAUAUAAUCCCUACUACGGUCACCUGGCGCAAAAAUUCUGCGAUUACAAUAGAAAAUAUCAGUUGGCUAUCAAAUAUUCCAUAUGGGAUAAAAUUAAAGCGAUGGAUGAACAUUCAGGAACCCAAUUAUCGAAUCUGGCCAAGUUACUUAUCCAUCUUUUUAUCGAAAAAGGUUUACCUAUAUCGAUUUUAAAGAUUAUGCAAUUUGCCGAAUUGGAUAAAUUAACGUUGAGAUUUACGCGACAAAUUCUUUUGGGUAUUUUGUUACACGAUGACUUGGAGGAGUGUCUGUUGGUUUUCUCGAGGGUCGCGCAAUCGGAUAAAUUAAAAAUGUUUAGAGAAAGUUUGAGACUCUUUAUACAUCAUUUCCUUUUGCGGAAUCUGAAUAACGAUCAAAUCGCCGAUAACGACAAGAAUUUGUUGGAAAAAAGAGCCAAAAUGGUGGAAAAAGUAUUGACUUCCAAAGAAGUAAAAAUAUGUUGAUGUAAAUAAAAGUUUUAACUCUUUGUA